AUGAAUCAAUUCCAAUCCUUCUCUCAGCCCCAGCCACUGCCCGUGUCAGAAUAUGCUUUUCCAGGAGUUCUGCAGUUCCUUCAGUCCGAAUGGCGUCGAUUCGAGCGUGAUAGGAAUGAAUGGGAUAUUGAAAAGGCUGAAAUGAAGGCACGCAUUGCCUUUCUAGAAGGCGAGAAGCGUGGUGUUGAUAACAUCAAGAUUGAUCUUAUGAAGCGUGUCAAGAUGCUAGAAUAUGCCCUGAGACAGGAGAGGAGUAAAUACGUCGAAAGCAAGGAUAGCAAUGCGGUCAGUGCCCCAUCACAAUCCCCAUCCGGUGGUGUAACUCGCGUUGAGAUCUUAUCUCAGAAACUUCACAUUCCCAUGUCGUCAAGUGCAAACGGUGUUACUGGACAAGUAAACAACAAGGGCAUGAACAGGUUGUCGACUUAUAGCAAUCCAGGACAGAACAUGAGUCAAGUCAGCCCAACUUCCUCAACCCCUGCAUUUGAUCCAAUAGGACGCGCAAAGAGCAGGGAGUUCCUGAGAAUAUGUCUUCAAGAAAUCAGCUAUUUGACCUCUUCUGUGCCUCAGUCCAUUGCAGUAACCAUGCCGCCAGCACCAAGUCGACUUGCUCGAAAUGAAGCCGAUAGGCGUUCGGCUGCUGUAGGAGCUAGAAAUAGAAGGAGCGACUUUUUCCCUGCCAACCAGUCGGCCGUAGCCCCACCACCUUUGAACAGAGCAAAUUCAGUCCCUGUCUCCACUCUACAGUCAUUUUCUGCACCAAAGCCCUCUGCUCUUACCCAGCCUCUGGACCCAGCAGAUGUGGGAAUCGCUGGCGCCCCAGUUGAGGAUAAGAUCGAGGACGCCACUCUGCGACAGUUUCCAUCCAAGCCACGCUCAAUAGUCGCCGAGGGAUUGACAAAUACCACAAUAGCAGCCAAGACAGCUUCGAAGUCUGCUCCUGCCCCUUUGGUCACUCCCCCUUCAAAUGGCGCAAAACAGGAACAAGAGAAGGCUGCCUCUGAUGAAUCGGACAAUGUCGACGAGGAGCCUAUAACCGUCAUGCACUCGCCACUUUCCGGAGAACAAUGGCAUGCUCAACUUCAAAAGGCAGGCCAGCAAUUGUCUCAGCAGUCCAAAUCCAAGAAGACAGGUACCAAGGUUGAGGAUGAGGUUCAAUUGAGCAAGGAUGUCCAGGACAAGUUCAACAUUUCGUCCGAAAGGUUAAAUAAGAUGGUCAAGGACUGGGACAAGUCUAAACAAGAUGGAGGAGUAGUUGGACAAAAAUCGAUCCGAAAGAAGAAGGGCAAGGAUUCAGCAAUGCUGGAUGAGCUUGCCAGCUUGAGCGUAACUGAAGAUGAUGUCGCUGAUGUUGGAAGUAAAGAUGGAGAACCUUUAUCUGAUGAGCCGCCUCGCUGGCGCCCUAAGAUCACUUUGAGAAGACACAUGGACACUGUGCGCUCGAUUGCAUUCCACCCCACCAACAAAUCAAUACUAUCAGGAUCAGAUGAUGGCACUAUGAAAUAUUGGAACUUGGAGUCGUCGCUGAAGGAAGGGAAGCGGCCCCUCAAUGGGGAGGUUGAUCCUAUUCAUACGUAUCGAGGACAUACUAAGGCUGUUACCGCAGUCGUCAUCUCGGCUGAUCAAAACAAAUGUUUCUCUGCCAGCUUGGACUCGACAGUGCGAUCCUACAAGCUAGCCCCUAUGAACAAGGAAACAUAUGCUCCUCUCGACCCAUCGAUGACAUUAUCAACAUAUAUUGGUCAUACAGAUGCAGUGUGGGACAUUCGACUGUUCCCUCUGUCAAUCUCAUCUUCACAGUUAUUAGGAUCCAUAUCUGCUGAUGGAUCACUCAAGAUCUGGGAUACGGAGACAAAGGGCUCGCCACUGAAAUCGUCAUGGGGAUACAACGGCGUUGAAUCCAAGUCUGCUACGACGAAUGCGUUGUCACAACUACCAGUGCCAACCAGCCUGGAUUUCUGCCCAACCGACUUGAAGAAGAUGGUAGUCAGUUAUACAAACUCUGUGAUUAAGCUCUUUGAUAUUGAGACCGGAAAAGUCAUCCUGACAUUCAAGAGCGAUGAGUCCUAUGAUGGUACUCCAGCGACACAGAUCAACAAAGUGAUCUGCCAUCCUACGCUACCGAUUGUAGUUUCUGGUCACGAGGAUCGGUAUAUUCGCUUCUUUGAUCUCAACAGUGGAGCAUGCACAUUUUCAAUGUUGUCGCAUUUGGACGCAGUUUCUUCAUUAGAUAUUGACCCUGCAGGACUAGUUCUUUGUUCGGGCGGUCAUGAUUCAUCAGUUCGACUCUGGGAUAUUGCAUCAUCAACACGGCCAUGUGUUCAAGAAUUCACGGGCCAUCGUCGCAAGGGUGACGAAGGGGUGUGCGCAGUCCAGUACCAUCCAACACUACCCAACCUUCUAGCCACAGGAGGAGCAGAUUCAAUUGUGAAGGUGUACACACGAAGCUAA
This is a messenger RNA of Lobosporangium transversale, 2451 nucleotides long. Its product is annotated as WD40-repeat-containing domain protein. Gene Ontology annotation, molecular function: protein binding. The transcript is spliced from 11 exons. The record is from RefSeq and is a predicted model, not a curated record. NCBI's taxonomy places the organism in Eukaryota, Fungi, Mortierellomycota, Mortierellomycetes, Mortierellales, Mortierellaceae. The coding region runs from base 1 to 2451 and encodes 816 amino acids.